Molecule: messenger RNA, 4129 nt
Organism: Drosophila guanche
Lineage: Eukaryota; Metazoa; Arthropoda; Insecta; Diptera; Drosophilidae
Product: homeotic protein female sterile
Exons: 6
Coding region: 638-2575 (645 amino acids)
Source: RefSeq, a predicted model, not a curated record
GUGUUUGGUUCGCCCCUGGUGGAAGCGCUCUGAGCCGAUAAUAAAACAAAACAGAACAGAAAACAUAGAUCCAAAACCGUUGGCAAAUCAAAAGUGUCAAAAAAAAAUCACAGUCAACUCAAAACAGGAACCGCCCGCCCUCCCUCCAAGUAUCUGUCGCAUUUCGAAAACCACCCGAUACAAAAGUGUGCCAAAAAGUGUACCGCUUGUUGCAUUCGUCGCGCCAAAUCGCGCUCACUGGAUACUCAUACUCAUACUCAUACUCGUAGUCGCAUAGAUAUUGACGAGAUUCGUCAGCUGUCAGUUGUUGUGCAAGUAGAAAAACCCGCCAAAAAGCCGAGAAAUCCGUUCCGGUCUUUGGGCAACUCAAGCGGAAGUUACAAGUGUGUUUAGUGCUAAAGAUCCAAUAGAAACCAGUUGCCUAAGCAGCAGCUUUGACAUCGUCGCAUUUUGGCACCGUUUCCGCCUGUUCAACGCCUUUUUCUUUGGCCAAUUUCCUUAUCCGACGCCGGCGUUAAAAAAAUCUGCCAAAAUUCCGAAGAAUCCGAGAAAAACUCCAAAAACAUCGACACGUACCGCAUCGGCAACCGGUGGCGGUGGCGGAGGUGCUGGCGGAGGCACCACCACCAGCACGAAAAUGGCAUCUAAAAGAAAAGCCUCGGUGUUGCUGCACAAGGAAACCAUACCAGCAACACCGGCCACGAACACCGACACAACCAGCACGGUGGUCGGUGUGGGCGGCGGCGGCGGCGGCGCAGGACUCGGUGGAGGAGGAGCAGGUGGCGGUGGCGGCCUCCUGGGCACCGGCGGCAUCCUGGGCGAAGUCGUCAGCGGCCUGGGCGGAGGAGGCGGCAGCGAGUCGGAGGCCUAUGCGGGUCUGAUGAAGGACGCAGACAAGCUGAAGCUGAUGCUCCUCGCCUGGAACUAUCAGAACUCAACGGCGGUGCGCAACGGGACCGAAGGGCCAGACCUCAGUGUUGUGGGUGGGCUGUGGGCCCAGUACCAGAACGCGCUCGCCCAGAAUGCGGCGGCGGCUGCGGCGGCCAGUGCUAAGAUGGACAGCUCGCUGUCCCCGGUGCCGCGGCAGGACACCCACUCGCCCAUGGAGACGCAGGACGAGACAAACUCCUCCGGACAAAAGGAGGAGGACGAGGUUUCCGAGGACGACUCUGAUGACAAGAUGGACGAGAAGCUGGCCACGCCCCACGAUCCCGAGCGCCUCAAGGCCUUCAAUAUGUUUGUGCGGCUCUUUGUGGAUGAGAAUCUGGACCGCAUUAUACCCAUCUCGAAGCAGCCAAAGGAGAAGAUCCAGGCCAUCAUCGACUCGUGUGCUCGCCAGUUCCCCGAGUUCAGUGACCGCUCCCGCAAACGCAUUCGCACCUAUCUCAAGUCGUGCAGACGCAACAAGAAGACCCGCGACGGAUGGGAGAAUACGGUAAGCUUAAUCGAAACCAGACCAACCCCUGCACAUCUCACCUCAGUGCAGGCGGAACAAAUCCUGGCCAUUGCCUGCGAGAACGAAUCGAUGAAUGCCAAGAGGAUGCGCAUUGGCCUGGAGCCCAUUACCCACGCGGUGCCGGCUCCUGGCAGUGCUGUUGCCGCAGCGGCUGCGGCAGCUGCGGCUGCUGCUGUUGUGGCUGCCACCAGCUCCGGUGCCGGUGGAACCAGCACCACGUCCGCGGGCAAUGCCACGGUCACCUGCGGAGGAGCUGGUGUCGCGGAUGCGUCGGGCCUCACAAAUGUGGCGGCCGCUGCUCUGCCCUUUGUCAGCGCCGUGGGCUUCGCUCGUUCCACACCGAACUCGGAGCAUGCGGAGGCGCUGCCUUUCGGCGGGGCCAGCAACGUGGGCGGAAGUGCGGGCGGCGGCAGUACCAGUGGAACGGAGAGCCAACAUCUUCUCCACCAUGGUCAGCCGCUGAUGCAGAGCAACUGUUCGGCGCGCAGCUCUCCACUGGCCCUCAGCUCGAAUGCCAGCGUGAGCGGUGGGGCAAGCGUGACCGGGCUGACACUGGCCAACGGGGCUGUGGCCUCGAAUGGGGCUGGCCUCCCGCCCACCAGCUACCCCGGCUACUUUCCCGGGGUGGCUGCCCUGGGUAAUGUGACGCCCACCGAUCUCUCGAUGAAACCGACCUCGCUGGGCUCCGGCGUCAGCGGCAACCUGCUCGGCAGCAACAACGGCAAUCUGUCCGUGGCAGGAGCCAUCAACUCCCAGCUCAGUGCCGCCAACCUGGCCACCCUGAGCAAUGCCAACACCAACAGCGCUCUGGUGACCGCAACCCAGCAGCUACAGCAGCUCCAACAGCAGCAACAACAGCAGCAGCAACAGCAGCAGCAACAACAACAGCAGCAACAACAGCAACAACAGCAGCAGCAGCAACAGCAACAGCAGCUCCUGGCGAGCUCUGGCGGCGGUCUCGACGGGCAAUCCGCCCGAGUACCGCCUAUCCUUCCGCACAAACUGAGUCCCAACGAGGUUUCCGCGGCCCGCCAGGUGAUAUCCGCUUACCGUGAGAGCGCAGCCUUCCUACUGCGCACCGCCGACCAGGUGGAGCAGCUGCUAGUCCAGCAGCAGUAGGCGUGGCCGGGGGCGCACUCAAGUUUCCAGGACCCAAGCGAUGCCAGGCGCGCGCGGGUUGUUCCUAUUUAAAGUUAAAUAUAAAUUCAAUUACACACAAAAACUGAUCCACUCACCCCACACACUGUCGCGCCAAACUAAGCGAAAUAGUCAAAGCAUAGAGCAAAACGAAGGAGCAACACAGGAGUAGAAGGCAGAAGAGGAGGAGAGAGCAGGAGAGCAGGAAAUAGCCAAAAGGAAGUUCGUUUAAACAAAACAUUUUAAGUGUUUAUUCCUCCAACUACGUACAGAAUAUUAAAAUAGAAUUAAACAAUAAACAAAAACCAAAACAAAUAUUGAAAAUAUCACAACAUUAAAAAUAGCAGAGCUGCUCCAGCCAUCUGAAUGUGUCUCAAAUGAAGCCUCCACCCUGGAUUAUUUAAUUCAAAACUGUUCAAGAACUAGCGAUAUCCCCCAUACAACAAACAAAAUAUAUUUUUUUUUAUUUAAUUUGUUUGGAUGCUGAAAUAUUAUUUACAAUAUUAAUUAAAAUCACUUCCAUGAGAAUUUGUUAUGACUAUUUUCGAAAUUCCUUCCUACAAGACAAAUAUUUUGACAACCAUAAAAUCAUAAAUACAGUUCUAGAUCCAAUGUUGGAUUGCUUUAUAUCCCAAUAUCGACCAUAAAAUGUUCCCCUUCAAAUCAUCUAUCCACUAAUAUCGAAAAAUACAUAUAAGAGACAUAUCAGAUAGCUGGAAAACUCUAAUAAAAAUAAAUCCAAGCAACAGUUCAACGUACUACAGUGUCUACUAAAAGUAAAACUACAAUAGCCACACACAAACACUCGCAUUGAUUUUGUUUAAACUUUUGAUUAUUGCAUAUUUUUGGACUCGCCCCGGUGGGGGAAGGAGCAACGAUUUCAUGGCCCGUUUUCAAUGAGCGCGAUUUGUUAAAAAUGAAAAAUAAUAAUUAAUAAGUUGAAGUAUUGUUGUACAUUUUAAGGAAACGAUACAAAAAAAAAAACAUUUUAAGGAAAACAAAACAAAAAAAAAUAUGAAAAACUAUGAGAAAACACAGGGUGAUACUUUGAAAAAUUAUUACAAUGCAUAAGCUAAAAAUUAAAGAAACGACAGAAAGGAAAAGAGAAAUGUAAAAAAAAUGAAUUUGAAAAACGGAAUAGAAGUUGGUAAAUGUGUAUUUAAAGUUUAGAAACAACUACGUUUUGUACACUGUUUCCAGUUUCUUGUUUAAUGUCCUUCAGUUCGACUGGUUUACCUGCCAUUAGGUGUAUAUAUUUUAAAAUUUUACAUUUUUGUUUUGCUGUUGCUUUUUACUCACAUUCGAUUAUGGAAGUAUAUAUACCAAAUAAAGUAAUUAAAUACAAAAUAGCCAUUAAUGUUUUUGCAACUAUAAAUGUGCAUGUAAAAAAACCACACACCACACACAAACACUGGAAAACACAGAGGAACAUCGGUUAAAUAGGGAUGUGAGAAAGCGAAAACUCUAAAUGGGAGUUCGCUAUGAAAGGCAGAUUAUAGAAUUUAAUAAUAUAAAUAAAUUGCUACAAUUAUUUAA